Messenger RNA from Anopheles cruzii, 1179 nucleotides. RefSeq names its product tRNA pseudouridine synthase-like 1. NCBI's taxonomy places the organism in Eukaryota, Metazoa, Arthropoda, Insecta, Diptera, Culicidae. Gene Ontology annotation, biological process: tRNA pseudouridine synthesis. Gene Ontology annotation, molecular function: RNA binding; pseudouridine synthase activity. The transcript has 5 exons. Bases 32 to 1039 code for a protein of 335 amino acids. The record is from RefSeq and is a predicted model, not a curated record.
UAAAGAUACUUCUUCGACCUUGCAUUUGCCAAUGAAUCGUUACUUAAUCAAUCUUUCGUACAUUGGUUCCCGGUUUCGUGGGAUUCAACGAACGAUCGACAAAACGGUGGGUCAGUUUCAAGAUCCGCACACCGUACAAGGAGUUAUUGAGGAAGCACUGCUCAAGUUAAGGCCUGUGAACGUACCAACGUUAAAGCUUUCUAGUCGUACGGACACGGGAGUUCAUGCCUUCCACAACACAGUUCACGUCGACCUACAGCGGCCGAAUGGCAAACCGUACGAUGAGGACAAAAUUACCAAAGUUCUCAACCGUACUUUCGAACGCGACGCUAUCUCGUUGCGUAUCCUCAGCACAGUGCAUGUUCCAGAUACGUUUCACGCGCGAAUCUGCGCCAAAUCACGCACCUAUCUUUACCGGGUGGCGGUGCUGAAACCCGAGUUUCAUGACCACAAUCAACAUCCUCACACGCAAUUCAUUCCCAUCGAGGAACACGAUCGGUGCUUCUUUAUUGGACAUCCUCGGUUCGAUAUUGGAACAUUUGAACGCGUUGCACGAACGUUCGCAGGAAUGCACGAUUUUCGGACCUUUAUGGCCGUUGCACGGGGAAAUCCUCGCCAACGGGAAGCGAUGCACUCGGUGCGCAGCAUUGAGAGCAUUACUGUUGGCCGGGGACAAUCGACGGCAUCUGGGUGUAAUCGCGAACUAGCGGAACGAUUGUAUGACUAUUGGGAUGUGUAUAUCCGUGGCCGCUCUUUUCUGUACCGACAGGUUCGCCGUAUGGUAGGCGCAUGGACCGCGGCUGCAGAAGGACGUAUUAGUGAGAGAGAUGUUUACCACAUGCUGACUGUUCCUUCGCAAAAUUCGUGGUGCUCCAACGUUGUCGUCGCGCCAGCCCACGGACUGUACCUUUGUCGCGUAGAUUACGAUCCGAAAGAUCUUAGUUUUGGUCCGGAACAUGAGCAGCUUUCUCGAACAGUUGCGCAACCGCAAGACGGACUUGCAGCGAACGGAAACCACGGUUACGUAUAUGGACGGUAGCCGGAAGAUCUUUCGGCACGGUCUCGAGAUAGAUGCACCACCCCGACUCGGGUUUAUCGUGGAUACUAGCCCGGAUCAGGUGCCAGCGUGCAUCGUGCGCGAGUUCCUCUACCUCGGGUCACAGGAUUGCGUUCGCUUAG